Molecule: messenger RNA, 1905 nt
Organism: Cuscuta epithymum
Lineage: Eukaryota; Viridiplantae; Streptophyta; Magnoliopsida; Solanales; Convolvulaceae
Source: the annotation of a GenBank genome assembly
UUGCAUUUUUGUUGGUUAUAGCUCCAAACACAAGGGCUAUCAAUGUUUUCAUGUUCCCACUAACCGCAUCUAUAUUGUUAGGCAUGUCAUGUUUGAUGAGACGUCCUUCCCAUAUCCCUCCCAUGCUCACCCUGCUUCCCUUACCCCCCUCUCCUCCACCCAAACCGUAUUCCCUCAACCAUUACAGCUAGCCUCCACACCUUCUUCUCCUCUGUUUACCCCCUCUAACUCACUGCCUGACCAGCCCGAUCGAGUAUCUUCAUCACCCGUCCGGGUACCUCCCUCGCCUGACCUACACCACUUCCUGGUUCCCUCACCCGAUCGGGUAUCUCCCUCACCCGACCGGGUAACCGGCCAUUCCCAACCAAACAGCACCGCACCAACUACAGAUUCCUCUUCAAGCUCCGGUGCAACGGCUCAGUCCUCGGAUUCUGCGCAACACUCAGGGUAAAGAAGCAUGCUGAUGGCACUAUUGAACGUUAUAAAGCACGCCUGGUUGCUAAGGGGUUUAAUCAGGAGGAGGGUGUUGACUACUCAGACACCUUCAGUCCGGUUAUUAAACCUACCACCAUUCGUCUUGUGCUCUCCUUGGCUUUAUCCUUUGGGUGGAAAUUACGACAGGUUGAUAUUGCUAAUGCUUUUCUUAAUGGUGAUCUCUCUGAAACUGUUUACAUGACACAACCUCCAGGUUUCAUAGAUCGUGCUCGCCCUACACAUGUUUGUCUGUUGCGGAAAGCUCUCUAUGGUCUUAAACAGGCCCCUCGUGCUUGGUUUCAAAAACUCCGCCAGUUUCUUCAUCACCAUCACUUCGUUGCAUGCAAAUCUGACACUUCAUUGUUCAUACGCCGUCACAACGGUACCACUCUCUAUGUCUUAAUUUAUGUGGAUGACUUAAUUAUCAGUGGUUCUCAUUCUACAGAGAUUGAUACUUUUGUGACUGCACUUAAUGAUGCCUUUACACUACGUGACUUGGGAGAUCUUCAUUAUUUUCUGGGCAUAGAGCUAAAGCGCUCCACUUCCUCUAUUUUUCUGAGUCAACAGAAAUACAUCACUGAGCUUCUCUUGCGUAGCAAAAUGCAUGACGCUCGUCCGAUUGUAUCACCUGCCGAGCCAGGCUCUCGACUCUCAAAUUCUGGUGAUCCUAUGGCUGAGCCUAAUCUUUACCGUAGUGUUGUUGGAGCUCUCCAAUAUGUCACUAUCACACGGCCCGAGAUAUCUUAUGUUGUUAACCGUGUGUGUCAGUUCAUGCAUGCUCCUACAGACAUUCAUUGGCAAGCAGUCAAGCGAAUCCUUCGUUACCUCAAAGGCACCAUCUCCACCGGUCUCCACCUACGGCCUUGCACAGAUAAUCGUCUUGUUGCUUUCUCUGAUGCAGGUUGGGCUUCUGAUAUUGAUGAUUGUCGCUCACAACAUGGCUUUGCUAUUUAUUAUGGUGGUAAUCUUAUCAGUUGGGCGUCCAAGAAACAGCAUGUUGUCGCCAAAUCCAGUACCGAGGCUGAAUAUCGAGCCAUUGCAUUCACAUCCACUGAACUCAUUUGGAUUCAGCAGCUUUUGCGGGAAUUACAGGCUCCACUCAACAUCCCACCCAUUCUCUUAUGUGAUAAUCUUAGUGCCACCUACAUGGUUGCCAAUCCUGUGUUUCAUCAACGCUCCAAGCACAUUAAAAUUGACUAUCAUUUUGUUCGCGAACAAGUUGCGGAUGGCUCUCUUAUUGUUCGUCAUGUUCCUACUCUGGACCAGAUUGCUGACAUUUUCACCAAAGCUGUUGGAAACUCACGCUUUACUUCUCUUCGUUCCAAGCUCCAUGUUGAUCAAUCUCCAUGAGCUUGCCGGGGGUAUUAAGGGAAAGUAUCUUUGUAUUUAUUUGUAAUAUUCUCUUGGCUUAUUGGGUAUAAUUUAGACUCC